Messenger RNA from Anopheles nili, 1368 nucleotides. It is a transcript of the gene Dnaaf3, whose product is annotated as dynein axonemal assembly factor 3 homolog. The transcript has a single exon. Bases 1 to 1368 code for a protein of 455 amino acids. The record is from RefSeq and is a predicted model, not a curated record. Lineage: Eukaryota; Metazoa; Arthropoda; Insecta; Diptera; Culicidae. Gene Ontology annotation, biological process: axonemal dynein complex assembly; motile cilium assembly.
AUGUUUUGGGGAUUUUGUGAGGCUCUCAACUUGUUAAAAGAAUACAAGAAAACGCUCCCCGAAAGUGAAUCGGUUCCGGAAACAUUAAAUAUAUUGCUAUUUGGCAGUGGAGAUCCGCGGCACAUUCUCGCGACUGCUUCGCAACUCUUCGAAAAUCCUCAUAUAAAAAUCAACGUGUACCUUGUAGAAGGAUGUAUCGAGCUCAUCGCACGCCACAUGCUACUGAUAUCAAUUGCGUUCGAGGAUUCGCAUCUGCUCUCCGUGAAAGGAAAAACACAUCUGUACAUGGACAUUUUAGGAAACAAUCUACUUCGUCCUUUUAGCAGUACAUAUUUGAGUAGCAAAGCAAAGGAGCUUACCGGCAUCAUCACUGAUUCGGAAUACGCACAACAACAAGCAUCGAUCUUUAAUUAUGAUGCGCUGAAGUACAAGGAACGUGAUCAACUGGAAAACGUGUUCCACUUCUGGACAAACGCCUCCGAUCACGUGUUCAACAUUGCGCGUUACUGGGACGACCGAAUGCGCACGCAGCUUGGUGUGCGAUACGAUCAUCGUCAGGGAGCUUUCGAUUGGGAUUUGCAGAUGAGACUACGUGAGAAUGGCGCCAAACAGAUAUGUCCGCAAGAGUACAAACACUGGCGCGAAACAGGAGUUGCCUUCACGUUUCCUGAAUAUGAACAAAGCGAUCCGAACAAAACGAUGGCUGUAGGGUUAAUACGUAAUGGUAACGGAUUCCAACACCGCGGCUCCGUCGGUGAUAACCUGACCGGUCCUUUCAUUUCUUUUGGACAGAAGUGCCCCGACGAACGACUUACCCUAUCCAAGCAUGGAGUGAACGAUUUUCGUUCGACAGAUAUAACGGAGCGAAACGUGUUGCAAAUCAUGUACGAAAUUCAGGAACGUCAGCCGUAUCGGUUCAAUCUAAAAGACAUCCACCAGUUCGGCUCGCACCAACUUGAUACUGGCAAAAAUCUCAACAAACAUGAUGCACGAUCCUGUCUUCCAAGCGCCAUGCGAUACGAUAAACCACUCGUGGGACACGAGAAUUUGAAAAUAUACUUUCUCUCGCCCGAAGACGUUCUACGAAUGCAAGAACAAGAUCGUUUUGCAAACAAAUUCAACGUAGUAUUUGUGGCCAGCAAUUACUUUGAACUUCUUAAGGAUAGCUUCAACAAUACCUGGGACAAAGGCUGUCUUUUGUGUUUCGAAACUCGCCAGUUAACUGUCUUCAGUAAAGAGGAAAUCAAAGAACAACAUGAAAAGAUAAAAACAUUUGCCAAGUAUCACGCGCUGGAAGCUGUAACGAAUUUUUCAAUCAACAAAAAACAUUCAGUACUGUUUUACAAACAUGUCAGCAAUAAAGAGUGA